AUGCGCUUCCAAAACAUCAUCCCACUUCUGGCUCCCAGGCCUGGAUUCCUGGAAGGCCCCAUGGAUGUGUCCGACGUAAAGGAGCAGCUCAGCAAGAUCAACGCCUCCAUUCAAGCGUGUGUAAAUCUUCUAGACGCUUCGGAUGCCAACUCUGAAAAGCUCGUUGUUGACUGGUUGGUGGAGCUGGAGCGCUCGAGGGGGGUCCUUCUGCGGGCUCUCACAGCGCCAACGUUGCAAGGAAGCGCGGAAGUAUACAGCAACGUGUACCUGAACAUUCUGGAUGACGAAGACGAGGUCCUCUUCUGCUUUGACCGCGUUGACCGCGGCCACCUCCAGCGCGUCUUGGACAGGUACGACUGCGACGUGGUGGUUGACCCGGUCAACGGCCGGGACACCGCCCUCGUGGGCGUCCAGCUGCACGACAACAUCGUCGUGAAGGCUCUGUCAGGCCGGCCGCCGUAUGAGCAGCGGACGUCCACGCUGGAGGGCUUUUUCCUCUCGACCGAGAGGAGCCUCGCGGUAUGUGCGACCGACAGAGUGCUGGAGCUGAUGCGGCAGGAUAACCCUGACGCGUUUUCUGCGGACAUCAGGGUCAUCCGCAGCGCCGACGGCCAGCAGUGGGACGUGGCCGGCGUGGUGAUCGCUGAUGACUGCGCAGCCAUCGUCGAGGCGAAGCCGCACCUCAACGACGAUUCCGUCUUGCAGCUGGAAUCGUGCCUGGAUGUCAUAGAGUGA
Messenger RNA from Monoraphidium neglectum, 735 nucleotides. RefSeq lists its product as hypothetical. The coding region runs from base 1 to 735 and encodes 244 amino acids. The record is from RefSeq and is a predicted model, not a curated record. Lineage: Eukaryota; Viridiplantae; Chlorophyta; Chlorophyceae; Sphaeropleales; Selenastraceae. The transcript is spliced from 3 exons.